Wasmannia auropunctata (little fire ant) is the source of this 478-nucleotide messenger RNA. RefSeq lists its product as uncharacterized. The record is from RefSeq and is a predicted model, not a curated record. NCBI's taxonomy places the organism in Eukaryota, Metazoa, Arthropoda, Insecta, Hymenoptera, Formicidae. The coding region runs from base 116 to 478 and encodes 120 amino acids. The transcript is spliced from 3 exons.
UUUGUUUUUUUCUAUCCUUUAAGUAAUUCAGUGUUGUUUCCCGGCAAGGUGGUUUAAAACUAUGUGACAGACCAGAUACUAGGGGCGUUCAAUUCAAACCGGGACUUUUAAUUUUAUGAGCAGAAGAAGAGAUCUUGAAGUACCUCGAAGACAUACUGAAGCACAUCGUUCGGGCUGGACAAGGAGACAGAUACAUCUAGGAAGCAACGAAGAAAAUGUUGAAAAGGCUGAAAAAGGAGGACAUCGUUUGUUUGCUAAAGAAGUCCCUAUAUGGGCUGCGACAGGCGAGGCGUGCCUGGCACGAGUACACUGGAACGAUUCUCCCGUGAUGUACACUGAUGCCGACUGGAGUGGUUGCAGCGUCGACCGUAGAUCUUACACCGGUUACUCUUUUGUUGUAGGCAGCGGAGCAGUGAGCUGGAUCUCGAAGAAGCAGCAGACAGUGGCCUUGUCGUCAACUGAGGCUGAGUAUACAUGA